AAGAUUUCUGCUCAUAAAUUUAUAUUUUAUAAAAGAAAUUAGUUUUAUACUUGAUAUAAAAAAUACAUAUAAAUGGAGCUCAGUGGCGUAGUGGAUGAGCGACGUGGCCCACGGUCGUUGUUGUUAAGCAACUUUUGCAUACGUCGGUCAAGGGAUAGGCGGCUAAAUAUUGUUAUAUCGAGACCGACCGUCAAUCUCUGUGCUUCGGAAGGGACGUUAAGCUGUUACUUCUGGCUGCAUUUGGAGUCUUUAUUACCCUACAAUCCGCAUUGGGCUAGCGUGGAGGGUCAUGGCCCAUCCUCCUUAACCAUCCAUAGAGAAGGUCUGAGUGCAGUGCCACCUGCAGUGGUGACAUUAAAGGACUGAUGAUGAUGAUUGCACAUAUAGGAAUUCAUAUAAAUGACAUAACAAGAACACAGAAUGCAAACUGUUUCUUGUAAAAAGGAUAA
Messenger RNA from Diatraea saccharalis (sugarcane borer), 449 nucleotides. NCBI's taxonomy places the organism in Eukaryota, Metazoa, Arthropoda, Insecta, Lepidoptera, Crambidae. The record is from the annotation of a GenBank genome assembly.